Messenger RNA from Cottoperca gobio, 1580 nucleotides. RefSeq names its product ras homolog family member Gb (gene rhogb). The transcript is spliced from 5 exons. The coding region runs from base 333 to 908 and encodes 191 amino acids. The record is from RefSeq and is a predicted model, not a curated record. Gene Ontology annotation, molecular function: GTPase activity; GTP binding. NCBI's taxonomy places the organism in Eukaryota, Metazoa, Chordata, Actinopteri, Perciformes, Bovichtidae. Gene Ontology annotation, biological process: small GTPase-mediated signal transduction.
CGGACUUCCUCCUCUUCAUUAGCUCCGCCCGCCCGCCUCGCACUGAGAUAGAGAUCCGCUGCCCCUCCCGCACGCACACACCGACACACACUGGGACUGAGCGGAGCUGUGAGCCCGGAGAGGAGGACUGAUGACCGCCAGACGAUGGGACGUCACAUGUUUCUGAACAAACUGUGUUAACUGAAGCAAACUGAAGCGUCUGACGGCAGCAGUGGGACGAGUUUACCAAACAGACUCACUGAAGGAACCCAGAGUUUUGCUUCUUAUAUCCGAGAAGCAGAAAAAAAGGAGCUUGUUGUGUGUAGCAGGUUGCUGAAGGGUCAGAGGUCAUCAUGCAGAGUAUAAAGUGUGUGGUGGUGGGUGACGGUGCUGUGGGGAAAACCUGCCUCCUCAUCUCAUACACCACCGGAGCGUUUCCCAAAGAGUACAUCCCCACCGUGUUCGACAACUACAGCAGCCAGGUGACGGUGGACGGCAGGAUCAUCAGUCUGAACCUGUGGGACACGGCGGGCCAGGAGGAGUACGACCGACUGAGGACGCUCUCUUACCCGCAAACCCACGUCUUCAUCAUCUGCUUCUCCAUAUCCAGCCCGGCCUCCUACGAGAACGUCAAACACAAGUGGCAUCCAGAGGUGUCUCACCAUUGUCCCGACGUUCCCAUCCUCCUGGUCGGCACAAAGAGCGACCUCCGGGAAGACAGCGAGACUCAGAGGAAGCUGAAGGAGCAGAACCAGACGCCCGUCACGCACCAGCAGGGCGCAGCCCUCGCCCGCCAGAUCCACGCCAUGCGUUACAUGGAGUGUUCGGCCCUCAACCAGGACGGCAUAAAGGACGUGUUUGCCGAGGCCGUGAGGGCCUUCCUCAACCCGCAGCCCGUCGUCAGCAAGAAGCCCUGCGUCCUGCUGUAGGACCGGAGCACCAGCGGGUUUCAGCGGCGUUACUGCCUCAGAGACUGUUCUAUGCAAAGAAUUUGUUUUUAUGUUUGGGUAGAAUUCUAUCUUUGAAGAAUUAGAAAAGGUAGUUCUGGGCUCAGUUUGUGAAGCUGGGCGUACACUGUGCGAAAUGUUGUUUAAUGUCAACUAACACUGUACGAGGUAAUCGUCUGCGAUGUAAAACCAAAGCUCACCGUUUAUGUGCUCACACUGUACGUGUAAAAUAAAGAAUGAAACGUUCCCACGCACCGUUCUGCUAUUGAAAAUUGUCAAUAAAGAUUUGUGUGAAAGCUCCGAGGCAGGUAGAAGUUUGUUUGCUAGCAGAAGUCUGUAACGUUCCACAACGAUGCUAACGAUCAUCUGUGCCGUCCGUACACUGGUUUUAAGAAGUGACGGCGGUUUGUGAAUCUUGUUAUUGUCCGUCGCCAUCUUGGUUUUUGUACUGUAACGUUAUAGUACAACUGUAGCAGAUAUUCGAUCCAAAUCUACGAGACGUGCAGCUAAAGAAUCGUGUCAUUAACGCGCUCAAAUCGUACGGUGUCAGUCCAGCUUCACGUGGCUCAGUCGGAGUUCAGGGGGAGCGAACAUUCAUUUGAAGCAUUUCUGUAAUGAGUUUUUAAGAAAUCAUUAAAAUCAGAUGAAACUCAA